This is a messenger RNA of Miscanthus lutarioriparius, 3387 nucleotides long. NCBI's taxonomy places the organism in Eukaryota, Viridiplantae, Streptophyta, Magnoliopsida, Poales, Poaceae. The record is from the annotation of a GenBank genome assembly.
AUGGCAGGUCGAGGGCAUGAGGAUUUGAGAAGGGUGGUGGAGAUGCUGCGUCUAGAUCGCAUGGAGGAGCAGUUCCGGCUGCUGCGCGCCAGCACCCUGCUUGCGGAGCUCCGGUCCGCCGUCUCGCUCGUCCAGACCCACGACACGGUCUCCAGCGGGUCCAGCAGCAGCCUGAAGCUCAUCUUCUGCGUCCGGUCUCUGGCCGCUCCGUUGCGCGACCUGCUGGAAGCAGUGCUGCAGCACACGGAGGUGGGAGCCCGGGUGCGAAGAGCGGCAGGAGAGGAAUGGCGUCAGGUGCCUGCCGUCCUGUACAGGUACCUCGUUUUCCGCUCGGCCACGAUUCGGGAUCUCCGGCAGUUCCUGCGCAAGUUCAGGUCGUUGGUGACGUACAUGCAGCAGGAGCACCACCCUCCUCGCCGCCUAGUCAGAUACGGCGGCGGCGACCACGACGGCAGCUCCCUCUCCCUGUACAGCACGGCGGCCCUUGCUCGUAACAGGGAUGGCCUCCGAGAGCCAAUGGUGGGGAGAUCGGAGCUGCUGGAGAAGAUGGUUGGCACAUUGCUCAGCGACAGGACUGGCUACCGUGCGCUGCUGAUGGUGCCCAUCGUCGGGGGUCCUGGUGUUGGGAAGACCCGCAUCGCCAAGGCCAUCCUGGACGAUGCCAGGAUCAAGCACAGGUUCCCCGUACGCCUCGUGGUGCCAGUCGCGCAGGACUCGUGCCUCGAAAGGAUCCUCAUGCUCAUGGUCUCCCCGGACCGGCGGGCGGACGUCACCUACUCUCUAGAAACUAUGGCGAAGCACAUUGACCGCAAGCUAAGCGGGGGGAGCUACCUGAUUGUUCUGGAUGACGUGUGGAGUGACAACGAAGGCAAGUGGCAGGAAAUAGGCACCGUGGUGAACACCAUGCCUUCCAAUGGCGUCCUGGUCCUCACCACCCGGACCCCCGAUAUCGCAUCCAAGCUUGCCACCAUGGCAGACAUCCCUUAUACCAUCAAGCCCUUCUACCUGCAUCCUCUGGGACAGGAGUUCUCCUCCUCCUUCGUCGACAGAUGGAUAGCUACUUGCCAUGGUGAUUGGCAUGCUGAUGAGCUCGUCAGGAAAAUUGGUACCAAGAUCGCUGCCAAAUGCUGCGGCGUGCCCCUGCUGUUGGACUGUGCACGCAGAGUUUUCUGCCAACCCCUGGAUCUGCAAUUCUGGCAAGGAUUAUUUCUCCAGGACGACAUAGGCGGCGACAAUAGGAUUAUUCAUCCAGACAUGUUCCAGCAGGAGCUACCGUUGUGCAUUGACCUCCUUCCAUCUGACAAGUUCUGGCAGCGAUUCCUGGCGCAUUAUUCUCGUGAUGAAUUCUUCCCGGAUGGAAAUGUACUCUUACAGAGUGCUUCUGCUAGCUACCAACAUCUCCCAGCUGACCUGCAGAGCUGCUUCUUGUAUUGCUCAGUCUUCCCUUCAGACUACGACUUUGAUGUCGAAGAGUUGGCGGAUCUUUUAGCAGCUGAUGGAAACAUACCACCUGUUGUAGCGAAAGCCCAACGGAAAGGAUUCCUGCAGCAGCUCCUAGACGAGUGCUUCUACCCGAUGCAUGGACAUGAAUAUGGAGACAAGCAUACGUUUAGGAUGCACAAGGUGCUGCACAUCUUUGCACAAAACAUGGAUAGGCGAUUCAGCUCAAUUCUAAGGGUUCACCAUGCAAAUCAGGUCACUGAUCCUAAAGUUGAAGCUCAAAGUACUAUUCGACGUAGCUCGUUAAUUGUUCACCCUUUGGCUGCAUCAUUUCCUAGAAGCUUGCUUGCAUGCAAAGAUUUAAGAGCACUGAUACUUCUUCAACAAGGACCAAUGUGCCCACCUGACCAGCUGCGAUGUGAGAUCACUGAGAUACCUCAAGAAUUUCUACAGUCAUUUAAGAGUAUGCAUACCUUGAGUCUCAUAGCUACUAAGAUCAGGAUUCUACCUGCUAAAUUUAUUCAGCCCCACCACAUGAAAUAUCUCAACCUUUCACAAACAGAUAUUGAAAACAUCCCCAGUGCAAUCUCCAGGUUUCCGUUUCUUCAAACACUCAUACUUUCAUACUGUGAUAAACUCCAAAAACUGCAUCCCAACACAACCAAACUGACACUUUUACAGAAGCUGGACCUUGAAGGCUGUUGCAAUCUUAUUGAACUGCCUCGAGACAUGAGUAAAAUGAAGAGCCUUGAAUAUCUAAAUGUUACAGAGUGCUCAUCGCUCACUCAACUGCCGUGUGGGAUGGGCCAACUGAAAAGCCUUCAAAUGUUAUUGGGUUACAUUGUGUCCUACACUGAUGGAAGUUCAAUGUCAGAGUUGCAACCAUUGGCAAACCUCCAUAGGUUAAGUCUGCAAAGCUUAGAAAAGGUUUCAGAUCUUUUUGAUGUAAGGGAUGCAAUGCUGCAAAACAAAACAAAGCUCGAGUCGUUUUCAAUCCGGUGGAAUAUGGAUGGCACAAAUAACACUACACUAGCUUAUGCAGUACUUGAAUCUCUCCGACCUCACCGAUGUCUUAAAGCACUGGAGAUCGUUGCGUAUGAAGGGAACUAUCUUCCAUCCUGGAUGACAAGCACUGAACCAUAUCUCGAGUUCCUUGUGGAGGUGAAGCUAAUUAAUUUGAGGUCAUGUGAAACACUAUUGCCUUCACUGGGAUUACUACCAUGUCUGAAGAUUGCUGAGAUAAGUGGAGCUGAAACUGUCUGCAGUGUCAGUGCAAAUAUCUAUGGCCACAGAGGCGCAUUUCGUUCGUUGGAGAAACUAACUUUCUCUUAUAUGCAUAACCUUGAAGUCUGGGAGCAGGCGCAGUGGUCAGGUAUGUUUCCACGUCUUGCAGAAUUGGCAAUCAUCCAAUGCCCCAAAAUGAGAGCAUUGCACAUGGAGCUCCCAUCACUUGAAAAGUUGAUCCUUUGGAUGAACAACAAGGUGCUGUAUAACCAGAAAGGAACCUUGCAAGGUGUGGCUAAGACCCUGGAGCACAUAUCGAUUUCCUUCGGCGAAGAGCUGCUAGCUUCUUCGGGCUGCGAGGCCCUGCAGGAUCUUGAUGAGCUCACAAAGCUGGAGAUAUGUGGGUGUGAAGAGCUGACGUGUCUUCGACAGGGUUUGCAGCGUCUUUCAUCCAUGAGAAGCUUGACGAUUGACAACUGCAGAAGACUGGAGGCAUUACCAGAUUGGCUGGAGAACCUACCUUCUCUUCAAAUCAUACGCUUGUCAGGCUGUCCUCUGUUGCAUUACAUUCCUAGAGGGUUGCAACAACGUCCUGGUGUCAUUAUAUAUGUUGAGGACUGCCCCAAUUUAAUACAAGAUCAUCUUCCCAAUUUCUCAGCACAAUCAUCAGGAGAACCUGUUGGUGCUCGAGUCAACAAGGGGAAAGAAAUCGUCCAAGAUUAG